AGUAUCUGCAAGAAUCGUCUACAUAGUAGAGAUGGAUUGGCUGUCCAUUGUUUUAUGGCUAGUGAUUGGAAUCGUAUCGGCAAUUUUCUUAUUUUUUAAGAAGAGGUAUGCAUACUGGAAAGAUCGUGGUGUUGAAUAUGUUGAACCUACAAUUCCCUUUGGAAAUUUACCAUUCCGGAGAAAGGUGCAUCUCAAGGAAAUCAUCGGCAACAUUUAUGAUAAAAAAAGUGGACAAAACCCCUUCCUCGGAGCGUUCUUCUUUGCGACGCCAGUCGUUGUGGCCACGGAUCUAGAUUUUGUUAAAAGUGUUCUCAUAAAAGACUUCAAUAACUUUCACGGCCGUGGAUUAUACUUCAAUGAGGUAGACGAUCCACUAUCGGCUCAUUUGUUUUCCCUGGACGGAGAAAAGUGGAAAUCUUUGCGAGCCAAACUAUCACCGACAUUCACUUCUGGGAAAAUGAAAUUCAUGUUUCCCACGGUUGUCAAAGUUGCUGAUCGAUUCAAUGCUGGCCUAGCUGAUAUGAUAGACGGGAGUGUGACUUUGGAGGUGAAGGACUUAUGUGCAAGAUUUACAACUGAUGUGAUUGGAACCUGCGCAUUUGGUAUCGAAUGUAACAGUAUGAAAACACCUGAUUCCGAAUUUCGUCGAUAUGGUUCAAGAGCCUUCGAUGAUCCCCCAAAUUCUACGCUAUUUCAAGUACUCAGUAUUCAAUAUCCAAACAUAGCAAGCAAGUACUUUCAUAUGAGAGCUUUCAAAAAGGAUGUGAGCGAUUUCUUCAUGAAUAUGGUGCGCGAAACUAUCGCCUAUCGUGAAAAGAAUAAUGUGCGACGUAACGACUUUAUGGACUUAUUGAUUCAGUUAAAGAAUGGAGGCUCUCUUGAAGAUGAACAUUCAAAAAAGCUUGGAAAACUGACUAUUGAGGAAGUUGCCGCACAGGCUUUCCUAUUUUUCCUAGCCGGUUUCGAGACAUCAUCUACCACAAUUACGUUCGCCCUAUAUGAAUUGUCUUUGAAUCCUGACAUUCAGGAGAAGGGUCGUCAAGAAAUAGAAGAGGUAUUGAACAGGCACGAUGGGAAGAUAACUUAUGAAAGUAUAGAGAAAAUGGUUUAUAUAGACAGAAUUAUAAGUGAAACUUUACGGAAAUACCCGGCAGCACCGGUUUUAAUUCGCAAUUGCACCCAGGACUUCAAUGUUCCAGAUUCUGAUGUAAUCAUAGAAAAAGGCACACGCGUGGCAAUUUCAGCUUAUUCGAUCCAUCAUGAUCCAGAAAUUUAUGAGAAUCCCGAAGUGUUUGAUCCUGAACGAUUUUCUCCAGAGCAAAUUAAAAAUCGUCAUCCUGUAGCAUUUCUGGGAUUCGGUGAUGGACCAAGGAACUGUGUUGGAUUAAGAUUCGGAAGAAUGCAGUCACGUAUUGGAUUGGUUACCCUGUUGAAAAAUUAUCGCUUUAGACCAUGCGAAGAGACACCAACUUCAUUGGAAUAUGUAGAGGGGAAUCCUCUACUUUCACUCAAACACGGAAUCCAUUUGCUUGUUGAGAAGGUGUAAAUCACAGUAUGCUGAAUUUUGUCUAGCAUUAAAAUGUCACUCGAUAAUGCAAUCCACAUAGAUACGCCAGAAUAACUAUUCAUACACUUGAGUAGACAAUUUCAAACUUAAUUUAAAGGACAAAAAUAAAAUAAUUUUGUUUAAUAAUUCAA
Hermetia illucens (black soldier fly) is the source of this 1698-nucleotide messenger RNA. RefSeq names its product probable cytochrome P450 6a13. Bases 32 to 1546 code for a protein of 504 amino acids. Lineage: Eukaryota; Metazoa; Arthropoda; Insecta; Diptera; Stratiomyidae. The transcript has 2 exons. Gene Ontology annotation, molecular function: heme binding; oxidoreductase activity, acting on paired donors, with incorporation or reduction of molecular oxygen; iron ion binding. The record is from RefSeq and is a predicted model, not a curated record.